Brassica rapa (field mustard) is the source of this 3267-nucleotide messenger RNA. RefSeq names its product S-protein homolog 21. The record is from RefSeq and is a predicted model, not a curated record. NCBI's taxonomy places the organism in Eukaryota, Viridiplantae, Streptophyta, Magnoliopsida, Brassicales, Brassicaceae.
GAUAAUUGUGUUUUUAUUUUGAAAAUAUACAAAAUUAUAUGUUUUUUAAUCUAUGUGCAUAAACUUAUAACGAUAAUUAAAAUUAAACGGAUGGAAUAUAGUUGAUUAAUUGGUAGAAUUACUAUUUUAACUUUUAAGGUAUAUAAAUAAUUCUAUGAUUAUGACGAAAUAUGUUUCUAAUCAAUCAUGUUUUCAUUUUUAAAUAUAAACUACAAGUGGGAUGAUGUUUCACUGUCGAAUUACUUUAGUCUGUUCGAGUAUGUUAUUAAACAAAAUCCCAAGAUGUAGAAAAUCGAUCCUUUACAUAGUUUUUUUUGUAACAACUAACUUUAUUUAUUUAUAUAAAAUAGCAUUACAGAAACUUGCAAAUAAGAAAUAAAAAAUUACAGAUUUUUUUUUGAUAUGGUCUAUUGGUUGAUCCGGCAGAUUGAGGAAAUAACACAUUUAAUUUUACAGAGUGGACUACUUCAAAAACGUACCAUAUAGCAUAAUUCGAGUUUGGAAUAUUUUAUGAUUCUGACUAAUGUUAAGGGUGAACCGGUCAUUUGUUAUGGUCUAUCAUGUUAACCAUUUGGGCUGAAACCUAAACUCAUAUUAAUUAAGUAGUGAUAAUUUAAUUUCUAAGAAAAAUGAAACUCAAAAUUGACGUGGAUACAUACCAAACUCUAAAAGAUUAUCACUAAUCUAUCACUAUUUGGUUAAUUUUUUUAAUAGAACAGAACAACACCACAUAGGAAGUAAAGUUCGAAAACGAUUUUCCAGAAAAGUCUAGAAAGUAUAUCCGAAUAAAUCCCAAAUCAGGAAAUAUUUUACUGAUCAAUAAAAAUUACCAGUCAAACAACCGCACACUAAUACCAUUUUCUAUUUGUUUAGACAAGUAUAGGGGUGAUUGUGAAGGGUUGUAAAUAUCAUGGACAGCCAUUUUGUAAAGCAUUUUAUUAAAACAAUCAUGUUUUAGGCUUGAGAAAAAAUCUACAACCAAAAAGUUAGAAAAUAAAAUAUAUUAGCUAUGAAAAUCAUAUUUUCUAGAUUUCAUUAAAUGCUUUGAAUAUCUUUUAAAAUAAAUCUAUAGCAAAUGAAUUAAAGUCAAAACAAAAAAGUUACAGCCUAUUUCUAUAGUAAAGAAACUAAUGGAAUAACAAUAACCAAUUAGUUCAAAUAUGUGUAUGCAUAUUAAGGACAUUUCCUAUCUUACUCUAUAUUUUAAUCUAAAAUAGAGUAAUGAACAAAAAUAAAAUAUUACUCAAUUACUCCAUUUAUAGAGUAGUGUUUUUAUUUUGUGUUUCAUUACUCCAUUUUAAAGUAAAAUAUAAAGAGGGAUUGAGAUGGUCUAAUACCAUAUAAACUUGCUUUUUAAAUGUAGUAAAAAAGACUUGCUUUUUAAUUGAAUGAUUCAUAAAUGCAAUAAAAUAGAGUAAAAGUAUUUAAUGUCUGGACUUUGAUCAACAAAAUAUUUAAUGUAUGGACAAAUUUAGUGGUACGUUUUUUUGUAUAUAUAUUUUACAUGGUAAUAGAUUUAUGAGAAAUUGCACCCAAUAGCUAAUAAAAAAACCAAAAUUCACUAUCUAACUAAAAUCCCACCCUCUCUCCUCUUUUCUCUUCCUAUUUCUCUUUUCUCUCUCUCUAAAAAUCUAAUUUCUCUUUUUUUUUUUGGUGAUUCCCUAAAUAAGCCCUAGAUUUAUUGUGGUACUCGGUACAAACAUUUAUUAUACGUCUGAUAGAAAAAAAAAUAAGAUGGGAAAAUAUAUACUAUGUUUUUUCCUUGUCCUCCUUUCUGUUGAUUCUAUAAACUCUUAUUUGAUGCCUCCCCUCUUCAGAAAAUUCAAUAUUGAAAUUGUAAACCAGCUAGGGUUUAACAAGAAACUCAAGGUUCAUUGCAAGAGCGGAAGUCAUGAUUUUCCGAUUACUUAUCUUAAUAUCGGCGAAAAUUUUCAGUUUAAGUUUACUAUCAACCUAAAGACUCUGUAUUGGUGUAAUCUAUGGCAGGGACCAAAUUACAAACACCAUGUGGUUUUUAAUGCGUUUCUUCCGGACAAAGAUUUUAUAGAUGGUACGUGUACUGGAAUGGACCCUAAUGUAUGUAGGUGGAUCGCAAAAGAAGAGGGAGUCUAUGUCCUCAACAAGCAAUUUCACGGAGAAUACUUCAUGUAUAAAUGGGAUGCUCCCUCAAGAAACACUCGAGUGGGUGCACCUGCGAGUGAAUAUGAAUGAGUUCAGUGAUCUAUAAAUAUAUAUAGUACCAUAUAUUAUCUUUGUAUUACUAUUAUCAUGUAACCAGUGGCGGAUCCAGUAAACUUUUUUACCUGGAUCAUAGGCCCAACUAAUACAAAUAAAAGAAAAUAUAACUAGGGCUAGGCACAAGCGGUUACUUGCGACUUGAUUUGUCUUGUACGAGUAAUGAAACUUUUGACUUGUACUUGCCUUGUUAAAAACAAGUACUUGAUAUUUCAAGUACUUGAUCAAAAAUAAAUUACUUGCAAGUUACGUGCAUUGCUCUGUUACUUACUAUUUACGAGUAUUUAUGAAUUAUUUACGAGUUUUUCGGAAUAUUUAAGAAUUACUUACUAAAUAAUACUCUAUUAGAAAUAGACAUAAAAUUUGUUUUAUUUAUUCUACUUGAAAAUUUAGUUAUAUGACUUGUUAUUACAUGUUACAUGUUUAGAGAAGACAUUUUUGUUAUCGUGAAAAUUAUACAAUGUUUAUAUCGAAAUAUGCAUAUAUAUAUUUUUUAUCUGUCUUCUUUAUGUAAUAUUUGACUAGAAUACAACGAUUAUUUAAAAAUCAAGAUGAAUACGAAACAAGUAACAAGUAUAAAAAGAGUAAUGAGUAUUUGUGUUGAAUCCUAAAUGCAAGUAAAAGAAAAGACAAAUAUAAACAAGUAACUAAUAGAUCAUGUAACAAAUAACAAGUAGUAGGGCAAGUAACGGGGCGUAAUGAAUCAAAUACUAAAAAUAAUAAUGAUACUUGAUACUUGAAUUGAUCUUGCAAGUAAUGAAAAUUAUCGAUUUGUUACUUGUCUUGACAAUACCGAGUACUUGAAUUUUCAAAACGGAUACGAGUCAAGUAGCGAGUUUAAGGCAAGUAACAAGUAAUGAUACCCAGCCCUAAAUAUAACCAAGAGAGCUAAGAUCCAUUACAAAUACAGGUUUACAAACCUAAACUUUAUAUUUAACAUGUGUCAAUUGCACCUCCUUCCUUGUACGUAGGUCCGCCACCGUAUGUAACAACAAUAAACAAUACACAAAAAUUAGUUCAAAAAAAAAAAAA